GCAGCCAAUGCAAACUGAACGAAUCACUCUCGCUAUUCCUGAGUCAUAUAAAAGAUUCGGAACGACCGACUCCUUUCUAUAAAUUGUCUCUCUGCAGCGUGUAGUAUCCACUAUCAGGUCAGCGUCCGCUCCGUGUUUCCUUACAUUACAGCCAUGCUUCUCAGGUUCGUUUGCGCGGUUGUCACUAGAGCACUAUUUAUUUUAAUUUCACUCAUCGGUGUGUGGAGAGUCAUAUGGGUGAAACACGAUAAAUUGUACUGGCUUCUUACUAUCCUAUUUGUACCCCUCGUUGUGGAAAUGAUUUUAACACUGAAGAGGAGAAAAGGCAAGGACUGUAAGUGGUUCUCUCCAGCAAUUUUCCUGUUCCUUGUCAGCAUUAUACCGAGCAUUUGGAUCCUUGAGAUUCAUCAUCAACAGAAUAAACUCACUGAAGCCAAGUGUAAUCAACUCAAUUCAUCAGAGAGCAUUAAAGAAUUAUUUAAUAACCAGAGGAUGUUAAAUGCUACUAAUUGGACCGAUAUGUCUCAGAUUUUCGAGCACUAUAAGCAGCUCUUGUCAUCAGUAUGCCCCAACGAUUGGAUUUUGGCGCUACACCAGGCCUUGCUGGUGCUGCUGAUUGUGGGGAAGUGGCUGAUGCCUAACGAAGGAGGGCUCACACGAGACGAGCUCUCGCAACUGCUCCUCAUCUUUGUAGGAACGGCUGCGGAUAUCCUUGAGUUCACCAGCGAGACUCUAUCCGAUAUCAAGGAUAAGAGCCCAGUGUUGGUGUACAUUAUUCUAGCCGUCUGGACGUGGAGUAUGCUACAGUUCCCUCACAAUCUCACAGUGUUAAGCGCUAAAACAGAGGAGUAUGAGACGGAGCCCAGGUCUCUCCUCUCUCGACACCGAGCAGACUUCUGGGGUGUGAUCGAAGCCCUCUUGAUUCAGGACGGCCCGUUUUUUGUGGUCCGCCUGACCGUCAUGAUACACUUUGAAAUCAUUCACCAAAUGCUGGUCUUCUUUGCGAUCAAGAACUUUUUGGUGGUGGCACUGAAUGUGUAUCGACUCUGGGUCAUUUUUGCGGAUUCCAGAUCCUGAGGUUGGGACGCAGCUUACAUUUUAUAUAUGAUAUUCAUUUUAAAAAAGUGUAACAUACAAAUUUAUAGUUAGUAGAUUAGUUUAAAUAACAAACCAGCAAAAUCAAUGUAUACGUAUAUCAGGGAUGGACAGUAUUUCUGUAUACAUGUACACAUACUUUAUUUGAAGUAGCUAAAAAAAUAUUUUGCAGUUUGUAUUGGAUGCUUGAAGAAGAAGAAGAAAAAUGAUUUCAUCAAAAUCCAUGCAUGCUGUAUUUUUUUUUUUUUUUCAUUUGCAUGGUGAUAUCAUGUAAACUGGUGCUCAUGUGAAUGUAGAGGAUUUCAGAGCCGGCGCAUGCAAAAGAGCUUCUCUACAGCUUGAACAUAUCAGCAACACCAGUCACUUAUCAGAGACGCAGUCUGUUAGUAAACUGUUUAAGAAGAGCUCACGCAAUGUCUACACCCAUCAUGGAGGAAACAAAUAGCUGGCAAUGUGUUGACUGACCACUUUAUAUUCUGCAGGAAUUUAAAAACACACACAUGAUUGUUCCUGAGUGUUUAAAAGAUUUCAUAUAAUCAGUGAUGUCCUGAAAUUCUGAGACAAAGCUGCUUGUAUAGCUAGAAUAUAACAGCAGGUCAACACUACAGUACAGAAAUACAUUACAGAGCACCAAUACCAGAAACCAAAGAAACUAUAUAACUGAUACGUCAUGAUCUACAACCCCAAUUCUGAAAAAGUUGGGACAGUAUGGAAAGUGUAAAAAAAACAAAAAAACCCUACACACACAAAAAGAGUCAUUUGAAAAUUCAA
Messenger RNA from Ictalurus punctatus (channel catfish), 1866 nucleotides. RefSeq names its product transmembrane protein 26b (gene tmem26b). The record is from RefSeq and is a predicted model, not a curated record. NCBI's taxonomy places the organism in Eukaryota, Metazoa, Chordata, Actinopteri, Siluriformes, Ictaluridae. The coding region runs from base 154 to 1077 and encodes 307 amino acids. The transcript has 6 exons.